Molecule: messenger RNA, 213 nt
Organism: Aspergillus welwitschiae
Lineage: Eukaryota; Fungi; Ascomycota; Eurotiomycetes; Eurotiales; Aspergillaceae
Exons: 1
Coding region: 48-212 (54 amino acids)
Source: RefSeq, a predicted model, not a curated record
AUUGAAUUGCUUGGCCCACCUUCUGGGCGAUAAAUAAGAGGAUAGGGAUGUUACGGAGGAUCUGCAGGGUAGUAUCUAUUGAAGUUUAUCUACUUGUAGUGGUAACUAGUGCUAGGACGGAGGUGGUGGUGGUGGCAUACGUCGGCUUCCUUCUUGUGUGCGCACUGCCAAGAAGUUUAAGAGACUGGAAAUGGAGAAAGGGUAUUGAUUAGG